UUAAGUUAUAUAUUAGUUCAAAUAAAAAAAAAUAAUAAAAUUGUCUCAUUUUUUCGAUAACGGAAAAAAACUGAUCAUGUGGAAAACGAUACAUCUGGAGCCCACAAAAUUCAGCAAAUUCAGCGCAGAGACACGUUUCCUACGAGUGCCUUUGACAAGAGGAAGGAAGUUGAUCACGUGGCAAGCAAUACAUCUGGAGCCCUCAGUUUUCAACACAUUCAACGCAGAGAAACGUUUCCUAAAAGUGCUUUUGUCAAUCCGAAGACUAGGCGGACAGAAGAAUUCCCUUUUGAUGAAAAAGUUGGGGCUACUACAGUACCGACAAGCGAACUCAAGACGGUUGUGACCUCAGAAGGAAAAACUGUUCCAGUAAAAAACUUCAAGGGUGUCACCUCGGUCGCUGUUGUUUUCCCACCAGGAUGUGUCAUUGGGAAAAGAGCAGUAUCGCUGGAGUUGCUCGAAGUUCAAGGGAAAGAUUUCGACUUAAUUCCUAAGCCCGCAAACCCAAAUGCUGUAGGUUGUGUGCGCCAAUCUAGGAUUUUCUCGAGGGGGAGACAGGACGUCUAACGAAGGCAAGAAGUCUAACGAAGGCAUAGCAAAUGACGAGUCCAAAACAUUACCAACUGCAAGCAGCAACGACCGAGAUAGCUUCCGCGCAAAGAUGCUAACAGACAUCCUCCGAUUAACACAACAUACAGACUGUGUGUUUCUGAGGCCGGUGAAAGUGAAGUUCCACCUACAAAAACUGCAAAGCAAGGAUUACAAAAAGAAUGAGGAAAAUCUGCAGACGCGAACGUUCGAACUACAUGACGACUAUAUCGAACUCAGCACAACUGUUUUCUCUGAUACUGGCUUUUUCCUGACCAAAGAAGACAAUGUAGUGGCUCCCCUUCGAUUGGGAUCGAAAAUCGGCCAGUUUUUCACUGCCAACGAUCAUUACCUUAAGUUGCAACAAUCUUUGGCUGAAGGCAACCAAUUCCGCCUAGUGAUAUCAUGUGGCCAGUUCCCAAAUUGGCAAGAGCGAUAUGAAUACUUGAGAAACAACAACAUGUUCUACACUAUCGCCAAUGGCAUCAAACACAACCAGCAGAAUUUCAAAGCAAUUCUUACAGCUUUUGAUACGGCUACUCAGCUGGAGUUUGAGCAAGAAACGCAAAAGAAAAGAGAGGCAACAAUCACCUUCCAAAUGAGAGGCAACGAUGUAUAUCCGGCUAAAGUUCUAUGCAACUUCCCUGGUGCCGCUGAUUGUAAGCCAACUUUAAGCGUGAAAUCUGACGACACAAAAAGUGGAAUCUUUGCAGGAGUCGGCUCAACUUGUUUUGAUCUUCUCAGCAAAAACGAGCUGCAAAGUUUGACAGAAAAAACAGUAACAAUUCCGAAAAUAAAUGUAAUUGCCAGAGCAAUGAGCAAGCUUGGUAAAACAUGGAUUGAUUUUCUCAUUAAGAAUGGUUUCGUUGAGCAUAAAAGUUACUUGGAGGACUUCAUUGCCGAGGACAUUCGUUGCGAAUACAGGAAUUUACAACCUAAUGGUCAUCUGCUUCCUCCGAGUUUUUUACCUGAUAGUCUUGAAAAGGUACUGCAAGAAUCGAUUGAGGGACACAUUGCCAAUGAAACCGUGGAAUACAUAAAGCCCUUAUUCUUCAGCAGAAUAAUUCUAGGAUCCAAAUAUUCGUCAGCUUUGACUGACGAGAACUUCAAAAAACUGGCGUUCUGCCUUAUGUACGCACCACAUAACGAUGUGAGAAGUGCGUUUCAGAAGUGCCUCGAUCAUGGAAAACCUUGCAGGCUGCACAAAGAUGAUUUUGACAAAGAGUUCUGGAACUGGUUGCAAGAUAGACCUCACUCCGGUGUUCCAAUGGAAUAAUUCAGUUCUACUUCGGGUUCCAGACAAAACAAGAAUUGUAGACGGCUUUUGAAA
This is a messenger RNA of Symsagittifera roscoffensis, 1918 nucleotides long. RefSeq lists its product as uncharacterized. Lineage: Eukaryota; Metazoa; Xenacoelomorpha; Acoela; Convolutidae. The transcript has 6 exons. Bases 662 to 1864 code for a protein of 400 amino acids. The record is from RefSeq and is a predicted model, not a curated record.